This is a messenger RNA of Magnolia sinica, 3226 nucleotides long. Its product is annotated as disease resistance protein RGA2-like. NCBI's taxonomy places the organism in Eukaryota, Viridiplantae, Streptophyta, Magnoliopsida, Magnoliales, Magnoliaceae. The transcript has a single exon. Gene Ontology annotation, molecular function: ADP binding; protein binding. Gene Ontology annotation, biological process: defense response to other organism. Bases 209 to 3226 code for a protein of 1005 amino acids. The record is from RefSeq and is a predicted model, not a curated record.
UUCCCAUUUCCUAUUUCAAAUUCCUCCCUUCUCUCUCUGUUCCAUAUCUUCAAACUCCUUCCCAUUUCCUAUAUUUACACCUCUUUGAACUCAAAUUCCUCCCUUCUCUCUCUGUUCCAUAUCUUCGAACUCCUUCCCAUUUCCUAUAUUCACACCUCUUUGAACUCAAAUUCCUCCAUUCUUUCCAUCACUACCAAAAACAGAAAACAUGGUUGAUUCACUGGUCUCGCUUGCCAUAGAAAAAUUGGCCAAAGUUCUUGAAGAUAAGGUGGUUUCGUUGGUGGAUGUCACCAACGAGAUCAAAAAGCUUUCCAGCACGUUCAAGUUCCUCCAAGCAGUACUUAAAGAUGCUGAAACUCGGCGAGUGAAGGACGAAGCUGUGAAGGAGUGGUUGGAGAAUCUCAAAGAUGUGGCCUACGAUGUGGAUGACAUACUAGAUGAAUGGAUGACGGAAGCUCCCAAAUCACAAGCACCUGAUGAAGAUGGUGUGUCCUGUUUCAGUAAGAAGAAGGUAACAAGCUUCCUGUUGCCUGUUAACUGCUUCAAUCAUGUCGUGUUACGCUGCAAAAUUGGGAGUAGGAUAAAGGAGGUGAGGGGUAGAUUAGAUGAUAUCAAAAAAGAGGUGAAACUAUUGCAUCUUAGUGGAGAUAGAGGGGAGAGGGAGAGAGUGGAGAGUGAAGUGAGGUGGGGAGAGCGAGAGACAGGCUCCCUAGUCGACCAACUGUCAGUUGUUGGCAGAGAAGGUGACAAAAAUGAAGUCCUGCACUUGUUGCUGAGGGAGAGUAGUGGAGAGGUGAAUGAGGUGCCCUUCGUCGUCAUUUCUAUCGUUGGAAUGGGGGGGUUGGGGAAGACCACCCUUGCUCAACUCGCCUAUAACGAUGAGAAAGUCAAGGGGUAUUUUGAGAUGAGAAUGUGGGUAUGCGUUUCUGAAGAUUUCAAUGUGAAACAGAUUACAGAAUCAAUUAUAAAAUCUGCAGACACUAAGUUUGAGGGUAAAAACUUAAACUUGGACCAAUUGCAACUUCAUCUCCGUGAAAUGUUGCAUGGAAAAAGAUUCUUGAUUGUGCUUGAUGACAUUUGGUGUGAAGCUAGUGAGAAGUGGGACAAACUUAAACUUCCCUUCCAAGCUGGUGCAUCAGGGAGUCGAAUACUCAUAACUACUCGUAAUGAAAACGUUGCAUUAGCUAUGGGAAGGGCUCACGAACACAAGCUAGCUGUCUUAUCUCAUGAUGAUUGCUGGUUAAUGUUCCGGCGCAGAGUACUCGAGCAUCGGAGUGCAGAAGAGCUUUCGGAGUUGGAAGAUAUUGGAAGGGAAAUUGUAAACAAGUGUGGAGGGCUCCCUCUCGCAGCGAAGACAAUAGGGAGUGCCAUGUGCUCGAGAAGAACGAGAAGGGUGUGGGAUCUUGUCUUGGAAAGCGACAUAUGGAAUUCACGUGAUGUCUUACAAGGCGUUUUACCAGCUUUGUUACUCAGCUACCAUGACUUGCCUCCUGCUUUGAAGCAAUGCUUCGCAUAUUUCUCCGUCUUCCCAAAAGAUUGGAAGAUAGAGAAGGAUGUGACAGUGAAGUUAUGGGUGGCACAAGGUUUCAUCCGCUCCGACAGAAGUACAGAUAUGGAAGAAAUUGGUGGGCUGUAUUUUGACGAUUUACUAAGACGCUCGUUGCUUCAAGAUGCAGAACUGGACGAUGACAAGAACAUAGUCAAGUGCAAGAUGCAUGAUUUAGUUCAUGAUCUUGCAAAAUCCGUUGCAGGAAGUGAAUGUUCACUGGUGGAUAUCAGAGAACAAGCCUCGCUGAACCCAAGCAAUCUCCGCCAUUCUUUUUUAUAUGGCAGUUUUGUAGUUUGGCCCACCUUGUAUAAGGCUAACAAGUUGCGGACGUUGCUAUGCGACUCAAGAAUCUACAUGCCUAGGGUGCCGAACAAUUUAUUUAAUCAUUUCAGACACCUUAGGGCAUUGGACUUGAGUCACACUAGCAUUCAGAAAUUGCCUGGAACAGUAGGAAAAUUGAAGCAGUUGAGAUAUCUUGAUUUAUCUCACACAGGUAUAGAGGAGUUGCCGGAGGGGUUGAGUAAUUGUGGAAAUUUACAGACCUUGAUACUCAAUGGGUGUGUGCAGCUAAAAAAACUUCCGAAAGGGUUGGGAAAAAUGAUUAACCUGCGACAUCUAGGAUUAGAAGGCACUGACGAGCUGAAGUACUUACCGCAGGGCAUAGGGAGGCUAAGUAGCCUUCGGACGAUAACAAAGUUGAUAGUGGAGGGUGGCAUCGAAGGAUGUAAAUGGGGAGAAGUGAAACAACUGAUCAAUCAUCUUCAUCUUCAAGGAAGACUCGAAAUUAUUGGGUUGGAAAAAGUCAAGAGCAGGGAGGAAGCAAGGGAGGCAGAAGUGUAUAAGAAGCAGAAGCUUUAUGCUCUAUCCUAUGAAUACAGAGGUGAUGAAGCGUUGGAUGAUGAUGCGGUGAAGAGAAUGGAGGACGUGCUUGAAAUCCUGCAGCCCCACACAAACUUGAAAAAGUUGAAUAUACACGGAUACAGAGGUUGGAAGCUUCCCAAGUGGAUAGAGGAUCCAGUGUUCUCCAAUCUAGUCGAAGUGAUGCUCUUCUCUUGUGACAAGUGUAAACAAUUGCCAGGUCUUGGGAAACUACCUUCCCUUAAAUACCUUGAUAUUUGGGGAAUGGAAGAGGUGAGAAAGGUGGGUGGUGAGUUUAGUUGGGAUGAUAAUAAUGAUGGAAGUGGUGGUGUCGUGUCAUUCCCAAAGCUCCAGACCCUCUUCUUCCAAAACAUGUCAAACUGGGAGGAGUGGGAAUUGAUUGGAGAUGGAGAGGUUAUGCCAUCACUCCUCGAAUUACAAAUACAAGAAUGUCCAAAGCUGAAGGAGUUGCCCAGUAAUCUUCCACCGCUCCUACAGAAGCUGAGUUUAAGAAUAGGAAAUGACGGGUUGCCAUCGGGUGGGCCCUUACCCAUCCUCCCCAACCUUAACCAUUUGGAGGUUUAUGGAAGUGAUGAGCUGACAUCGUUCCCUUGUGGUUGGUUGCGGCAACUCAGAGCCCUCCAAACUAUGGAGAUCUGGUGUUGUUCUAAUUUAGGGUCCCUACCGGAGGAGUUUCAACACCUCACCAUGCUUCAAAGAUUAAGGAUAUGGACGUGUCCACUCUUAAAAGAGCGCUACGGAGGACGAGGAGAAGAUCGGGACAAGAUUGCCCGCAUCCCCAAUAUCAUCUUUUAUUGA